AUGUCCAGACCAGAGAAGAAGUUGGCCGAAUGCUUGAUGAAGCGGAAGGCACUACUCGUCGUUCAUGAUUCCGUUGAGGCGUUCAUCAAGAAGUACGACAACGAGAACGAUGUGUACCAGAUUCCGAUCCGUCUUGAGGCGUUGGACCGUGUCUAUAGUGAGUUCCAGGAGCUGCAAGCGGAGAUUGAAAAGUACGAUGACGCUGAGAAGUUUGAGGAGCAUCUGCAAGAGCGAGCAGCGUUCGAAGCGAGAUUCUGCACGGCCAAAGGAUUUUUGUUGAUGAAGCGUUCCACAGAUCCCAACCAGACAGUGUUGAAUACUUCAGUAACGGCCAAUCAUCACCCAGUUUCAUCCAAUUUCCACCUACGGUUGCCCAAGGUCGAUCUCCCUAAGUUCGAUGGAGACUUUUCCAGAUGGCUUUCCUUCCGGGAUACGUUCACCUCCAUGGUCCAUUCCAACGCGGACAUUCCGACUGUCGCGAAGCUGCAGUACCUUCUGCAGUCCCUGGAAGGAGAAGCUCACAAGCCAUUCGAGUCGAUCGACAUAGUCGCGGAUAAUUAUGCGUUAACUUGGGACGCUCUACUGAAACGCUACGAUAAUAAGCGGUACCUGAAGCGUCAACUGUUCCGAGCCCUGUAUGACCUCCCGCCACUGAAGAAAGAGUCACCCCAAGAGCUGCACGACCUGGUUGAUGACUAUCAACGGCAUGUAAAGGCCUUAGCGAAGCUGAACGAACCUGUAGUCCACUGGGACACCCCGUUGAUCAACCUGCUAUGCUACAAACUGGAUCCUACGACCCUCCGAGCCUGGGAGGAGAAGACCAGUAGCAGUGAUGAUGUCACCUACGAGCAGUUAGUUGAUUUCCUGUACCAAAGGGUUCGAAUGUUGAAGUCCGUCGUCACCGAUCUGCAGCAUCGUUCCAAUCAACCCGGCCAAGCCAAGGUGGCCGGUUCCAAUCCGAUCCAGAAGAAGCCAUUUAAGAUGGUAUCCAAUUCCGCCACGACCGAAUCCAAGAGCUCCGCUCCGUACUGUAUCGCCUGUCCAGAGAACCACUUCCUAUUCCAAUGUCCAGCAUUUUCCAAGAUGUCCGUUCGCCAGCGACGAGAGUUGGUAUCCCAGAAGCGCCUAUGCUGGAAUUGCUUCCGCUCUGGACACCAAAGUAGGAAUUGUACAUCCAAGUACGAUUGCCGAAACUGUCACCAGAAACACCAUACCCUGCUGCACGAAACUUCAACCACGAAGAUACAAUCCACUCCAGUAGCUAUAUCUGGUCAGCCAUCCCAACAACCGAAUCCAUCCACGUCGACUGCCGUCGAAAACCCCGGAUCAGUGAAUCCGAACCCCCAAGUGAGCUUGUCGGUACAGUCGUACCAAUCCACUGUCCUGUUGGAAACGGUUAACCUCCUAGUUGUGGACCAGAAUGGGAAGGAGCAUUCCGCUCGUGCACUCCUACAUUCAGGAUCGAUGAGCAGCUUCAUCACGAAGAAGCUUGCGAACACACUCAACCUCCGUCGUACGAAAGUAGACAUCGCCGUGUCUGGAAUCGGUGAAACGUCGAAGCAGAUCAAGCGCAAGUUGACUGCUACAAUUAGAUCCAAGCUACUUUCGUACAGUACUACGCUCGAGUUUCUCAUCCUCAAGAAACCCACAGUCUGCCUGCCAACCAUGCCGAUUGAUAUUUCCUCGUGGAAGUUUCCUGAUGUCCCGCUAGCUGAUCCAAGCUUCCACAUUCCAGCCGGCAUUGACCUGAUUGUCGGUGGAGAAGUGUACCACGAACUGCACACUGGCGGUAAGAUUUCUUUCGGCGAAGGGCAGCCUGUAUUCGUCGAGACCUCUUUCGGAUGGACUGUUUCCGGAAAGGUAUCCAUCCAAUCACCUGAAGUUCCCCGUGUUUGUCACCUCACCACUGUGGACCGUAAUCUGGAACAAGCCCUCCAGAAGUUCUGGGAGUUAGAAGCCGUUGAAACCUGUUCCAAGUUUACGGCAGAAGAAAAUCUCUGUGAAGAACUGUAUGCCACUACCACCACUCGCGAUUCGUCGGGUCGUUAUAUCGUUUCCUUGCCACUCACCCGCGAUCCGCUCGUCACUAUCGGUGAAUCACGUUUUAUCGCCGAGCGCCGUUUCCUGAACCUCGAAAAACGACUUGAGCGAGAUCCAACCACCAAAGAGGCCUACUGUCGCUUCAUGGAAGAAUACGAACGCCUGAAUCACAUGGUGAAACUCCUAGAUCCAGUAGACGAAAGCCAGCCACACUUCUACCUUCCACACCAUCCGGUAUUCAAAGAAUCCAGCACCACCACGAAAGUUCGAGUCGUGUUCGACGCGUCGUGCAAGACGUCAUCUGGAUUCUCCGUGAACGACCUGCAACUGGUUGGACCCGUCGUUCAGGAACACCUACUGUCGAUCCACAUCAGAUUCCGCAUCCACCAAAUCGCAUUCGUAGCCGAUGUGGAGAAAAUGUAUCGGCAAAUGCUGCUGCAUCAUCUGUUCCGCCGAUACCAGCUCAUCCUCUGGCGUCCCAGUCCAGACCUACCAAUUGCUACGUACGAACUGCAAACCGUAACGUAUGGUUUUGCAUCCUCUCCGUUCCUGGCAACUCGCACCAUUAUGCAGAUCGCGCAAGACGCAGCCGAGAUGCAUCCAGCCGCAGCCGCGGUAGCCCAGAAGGAUUUCUAUGUGGAUGAUUUCCUGUCUGGUGCCGACGAUGUUGAAUCCGCUAUCCACCUACGCCAAAAAAUGUCCGCCAUGCUUUCAGCGGCUGGUUUUCCGCUGAAGAAGUGGGCUUCAAACUCGCCUGAAGUUCUAGCCGAUAUUCCUGAAGAAGAUCUAGCAUUCGCGCCGUACCAUGACCUGCAAGACGACCAAUCCGUUUCCACUCUCGGACUCAUCUGGGAACCGAGAUCCGACAUGAUGAGCUUCAAGGUUCAGCUGCCAUUACCAGCACCCGUUUUGACUAAACGGAAAGUUAUGUCCUACGUUGCGCAGAUUUUCGACCCACUUGGCCUUGUGGGACCAAUAAUAGUCAUCGCUAAGCUGUUCAUGCAGCGCUUAUGGGCGCUGAAAACCGAAACAGGAGAUUCUUAUGAGUGGGAUCGUCCUCUACACUUGGGAUACAUUUAG
Molecule: messenger RNA, 3120 nt
Organism: Ochlerotatus camptorhynchus
Lineage: Eukaryota; Metazoa; Arthropoda; Insecta; Diptera; Culicidae
Exons: 1
Coding region: 1-3120 (1039 amino acids)
Molecular function (GO): zinc ion binding; nucleic acid binding
Source: RefSeq, a predicted model, not a curated record